Quercus robur (English oak) is the source of this 2249-nucleotide messenger RNA. Its product is annotated as probable LRR receptor-like serine/threonine-protein kinase RKF3. Gene Ontology annotation, molecular function: ATP binding; protein kinase activity. The coding region runs from base 181 to 2067 and encodes 628 amino acids. The transcript has a single exon. NCBI's taxonomy places the organism in Eukaryota, Viridiplantae, Streptophyta, Magnoliopsida, Fagales, Fagaceae. Gene Ontology annotation, biological process: protein phosphorylation. The record is from RefSeq and is a predicted model, not a curated record.
CUCCUUUAAGCUUUAACUAACCAAAUCAAAUCAAUCUCCUUUUCCCCAUAGUCAAAACACCACAACUCCCUCCAUCGUUUUUCGUUUAUCUCAAUAAAAAAAAAAAACACCACAACUCCCAACUCAAACUCUCCACACUCAUCUCUCUCUCUCUCUCUCCUAAAAACUCUCUCAAAUCAAAUGGUCUUCCUCAUUACCCUCUUCCUAUUCUCACUCCUACCCUCUCCAACCUUUUCCCAAAACGCCACCACCGUUUCAUGCCCCCUAGACUUCAACGUUCUGUCCCAGUUAACUCAGAGCGCAACUCGCUCAGCACCCAACAGUGACACAAGCACCGAGUGCAACCACAUCCGCAAUGGCCUCCAAUUCGUCCUCUCUAACUACCUCCAACGUACCAACUCGUUCCUCCCACCACCCAACUCGUCCGAGUCAUGCUGGGCCGCGUACCAGUCCCUCAUCAGCUCGUCCCUCCCAAACUUCGAUAUCAGAAAAUCCUGUGGCUUUAAAACCGAGUGGAUCUCACAGGGUUGCAUGAGCAUCACCACCAAAGCUGAAUUCGAAAAGUUGAUCCCAAAACAAACCUUAAACGAUGUUGUUUCGAGCUGUAACCAAAGUUUAGAGAACAACUCGCCUUGUGCUUCGUGUACAGCUACCUUAUCCACUUUACAAGCCUCGUAUCUUACCGGUCCUUCGGUUGGAAACGUGUCUGAUUGUACUGCGUACCCAACGAUUUAUGCAGCGGCUUCUGCUAAUAUUUCUGGUCCCAGUGAUAAAGGUACUGCUAAGUGCUUGUUUGGGUUGGAGUUCUCAGUGCCUUCAAAGUCUGGGAGUAAAAAAAAUGUGGUGAUUUUGGUGGUUUUACUAGUUUUUGGAGUUGGGUUUUGUGUGAUUCUUGGUGGGGGUUGGUUAUAUUUGAGGAAAAGGAAGAGAAGACAGAGUUAUGUUGAGAGAGUUGAAACGAGUCUUGAAUUUGGGUUGGAUUCGAUUAGUGGAAGUACCACUUUGGUGAGAUUCACAUUCGAUGACAUCAGAGAGGCGACCAAGAAUUUCGCCAGAGAUAGUAUUAUAGGGAGAGGAGGGUAUGGGAAUGUGUACAAAGGUGUUUUGCCAGAUGGGUCAGAGGUUGCUUUGAAAAGGUUUAAGAAUUGCUCGGCUGCAGGGGAUGCGAAUUUCACACAUGAAGUUGAGGUUAUAGCUAGUGUUAGGCAUGUAAAUCUUGUUGCUUUGAGAGGGUAUUGUACUGCAACGACACCUUUUGAGGGUCACCAGAGGAUAAUUGUGUGUGAUUUGAUGAAGAAUGGGAGUCUUUAUGACCAUUUGUUUGGGGGUUUGGAGGAUAGGAAGCUUAGUUGGCCUAUUAGGCAAAAGAUUGCAUUAGGGACUGCAAGGGGUUUGGCUUAUUUGCAUUACGGUGCUCAACCUGGGAUUAUACAUAGGGAUAUUAAAGCAAGCAAUAUACUUUUGGAUGAGAUGUUUGAGGCUAAGGUGGCUGAUUUUGGUCUUGCAAAGUUUACACCAGAGGGUAUGACACAUUUGAGCACAAGGGUUGCUGGGACAAUGGGUUAUGUUGCUCCUGAGUAUGCUUUGUAUGGACAAUUGACUGAGAGGAGUGAUGUGUAUAGUUUUGGUGUUGUGUUGCUUGAGCUUUUGAGUGGAAGGAAGGCCCUCUCGACAAACAGUGAUGGCCAACCAAUACUUGUUACCGAUUGGGCGUGGUCCUCGGUGAGAAAUGGGAGGACUUUGGAUGUUAUUGAUAAUGGGAUGCCAGAAUUGGGUGUGCCGGAGGUGUUAGAGAAGUAUGUUUUGGUUGCCGUGUUGUGUUCUCAUCCGCAGUUGUAUGCUAGGCCUACAAUGGAUCAGGUUGUGAAAAUGUUGGAGACUGAUUUGUCAGUUCCUUCAAUCCCUGCAAGGCCAAUUCCUCUUGUGGCAGAGAUGAAUGAUAUUGAGAGAUCUGCAAGCAGUAGCGGCUCGGGUCAGCUUUCUAGCCCAACUGGGUAUCAGCCUUAUACGUUAGAGAAUGGCCGGCUCUCAGACCAUAAGGAAGAAGGGAUUAAGAGUUCAGAAUAGAAGGAACUGGAAACUGUUAUAACCACCUUGAUUUGUUUGUUUGUUUAUAUAUUAUGGUUCCUGAAUUCGGAAUCAAGUAAAUCCAUUGUAAAGAAUACACAUGUAUACUUGUAGUUGAUUCUUUUUAAAUUUUUUUUGGAAUAGAACAUGAGUACAACUGUGCUUGGAAAAUUUGUUUGUUA